Messenger RNA from Pseudopodoces humilis (Tibetan ground-tit), 1273 nucleotides. It is a transcript of the gene ACBD6, whose product is annotated as acyl-CoA binding domain containing 6. The record is from RefSeq and is a predicted model, not a curated record. Gene Ontology annotation, molecular function: protein binding; fatty-acyl-CoA binding. NCBI's taxonomy places the organism in Eukaryota, Metazoa, Chordata, Aves, Passeriformes, Paridae.
AUGGCGUCGCCCCCGCUGUCGGCGGCGGGCGGGAGCGGCGGCGAGCUCAGCUCGGGCUCCGAGGCGGCGGCCACGGGCGCGGCGCUGCCGGGCCGAGACCUGUCCUCGCUCUUCGAGCAGGCGGCCGAGCGGCUCCCCUCGCUGCUGCCCGCCGCCAGCAAGGAGCAGCUGCUCUACCUGUACGCCCGCUACAAGCAGGUGAAACUUGGAACCUGUAACACCCCCAAGCCAGGCUUCUUUGAUUUUGAGGGAAAACAGAAAUGGGAGGCUUGGAAAGCCCUGGGAGAUACCAGCCCUCACCAAGCCAUGCAGGAGUACAUCGCUGCCGUGAAAAAACUCGACCCCAGUUGGAAUCCACAGACAACAGAGAAGAGGGGAAAGGAAAGCAAAACUGUAUUUGGAGGCCCAGUCAUCAGCUCAUUAUAUCAAGAAGAAGAAAUAAUCAGGGAAGAGGACAAGAACAUUUUUGAUUACUGCAGAGAAAACAACAUUGACUAUGUAACCAAAGCCAUUCAAUCAAAAAAAGUGGAUGUGAAUGUCACAGAUGAAGAGGGCCGAGCUCUGCUCCACUGGGCGUGUGACAGAGGACACAAGGAGCUGGUUUCAGUUCUGUUGCAGAACGCUGCCGACGUGAACAUCCAGGAUGGGGAAGGGCAGACUGCACUCCAUUAUGCUGCCACCUGCGAGUUUUUGGACAUCGUGGAGCUGCUGCUGCAGUCGGGAGCCGACCCCAGGCUGCGGGACCAGGAGGGCUGCCUGCCCGAGGAGGUGACGGACUCCAAAGCCAUCACUUCGGCUCUGCAGCAGCACGGCACCGGCGAGCCCUGAGUCCCCGGGGCACAGAGAGGCUCUGCAAUAACACCUCUAUCCCCCUCCCCUCCCUGCUGCCCUCCCCAAACACCCCGGGGCUUCGAGGGGACCUUUCAAAGCACAGGGUCUGGUUGGGCUCUCCAGCACGAGGGCCAAGCGCAACCCUGAGCAGGAUGGCAUCAGAGUUUGGCGUGCUCUGACGUUUAUCAGUAUUUGGCGGGGAGGGGGAGAGGGGAGAGGGCCUGGAAGAGGCGCCAGGUAUUAUUUUAAGGUUUCAAACACGAGUACUGUAUGGGCUGUCUCACCAGAGCAGCAUGGGCUGACCAGUCAGCUCCUCCAUGGGGAUGCAGGGCCAGGUGAGAUGCUCAUCUCUCCCAUUCAGGUUGAAUUUUGGUUGGGUUGGUUUUUUUUUCCCCCCCCUGGGUCCAAACAAAUAAUAUAAAUAAAAGCACAGUGUUGGGAU